Molecule: messenger RNA, 1703 nt
Organism: Aspergillus homomorphus CBS 101889
Lineage: Eukaryota; Fungi; Ascomycota; Eurotiomycetes; Eurotiales; Aspergillaceae
Product: putative salicylate hydroxylase
Exons: 6
Coding region: 146-1441 (431 amino acids)
Molecular function (GO): FAD binding; monooxygenase activity
Source: RefSeq, a predicted model, not a curated record
UGCCAUUUGAGCAGACUCUGACACUGACAAAUCCACAGCUCCGUGCUGUUCAAGAGUUUUCAGGAUUUAGGAAUCAGUUCUACCCGACAUAGACUCAGUUCGGCCACCACUUACAGUCACUAUCAAAUCAUCCUCGAUCGACGAGAUGAAGGUCCUCAUAGUGGGCGCCGGAAUCGGUGGCCUCGCCGCAGGAAUCGGUCUUCGUCGAGCCGGUCACGACGUAACAAUACACGAACGCUCCAGCCUUCUCCGCGAGGUCGGUGCUGCGAUCAACGUCUGCCCCAACGCCUCACAAGUCCUCAACCAGUGGGGAUUCGAUCAUAAGCGAGCACGCAUGGUAACAGCACGCAAACAUAUCAUGGCACGGGGAUCGAAUCUCCAGGUUGACCGGGAAGCCACGUUCCCCGACUUCACUGCGCUCUACGGCGGGCCUUGGUUUCUUGCGCAUCGGGUAGAUCUCCAUUCAGAGCUCCGGCGGGUGGCUACGGACCCAGAUGGUGUCGGAAAGCCCGUCGAGAUUGUCUUGCGCAGUUCAGUCGUCGACUACGGCCCUGAAAACGGAGCUAUCACACUCGCAGACGGGACCAUGCACCACGCCGAUCUCGUUAUAGCAGCAGACGGUGUCCACACCUCGACAAUCCGGCACGUUAUUGGCCAUCCCACCGCCGUCAAAGCUACCGGUUGGGCGGUGUUUAGGUUCUUGAUACCAAGCGACGAGCUGCGUCAGGAUCCUGAAAUCAGGCCCCUCGUUGGGAGUGGACCUACCAGGCUUGAAGAUGGUUUGAUGAAGAUCUUCACAGCGGAGGAAAGUAUGAGGCGGCUUGUUUGGUAUCCAUGCGCUGACAACGAGAUGCAGAACUUUGUGGCUGUUCACCAGGACUCUCAUGCCGAGGACCAUGAGAGAGAGGACUGGGAUAGAUCGGCCACCAUUGAGGACUUCAUGUCCCACUUCAAGGAUUUCCAUCCAAGUCUUUUGAAAAUCACCGGAAAAGCAACAAGUAUCAAGCGCUGGCCACUGCUAUACCGCGACCCCAUUCCAACCUUCAGCAAAGGACGCCUAGUGCUUAUUGGCGACGCCGCACACCCGAUGCUCCCGCACCAAGGCCAAGGCGGCGCCCAAGCUAUUGAAGAUGCCGGCGCCCUGAGCGAGAUCUUCGCGGAGAUAAGCGGCACUCCAGACCUGAGAGAAAUCCGCAGGCGGCUCGAGCUGUUCGAGAGUAUACGGCUCAAGCGAGUUUCGGCGAUGCAGGUCCUCUCCGAUGCCGGGCAGGACCAGGCUUGGAGAAUCAAAGAGCGCGCUCAGCGGUAUAUGCCGGAGGGGGUGCAGGUACCGACCAAUCCUCAAGAGUUCUGGGAUCACAACUUUGGGUAUGACGUGUUGGGUGACAGUCGGAGGCAGGUGAAGUUGUGUUUGGAGGGCGGGAACCAGUCGAAGCUUUAGCAUCUAUGUGGUGCGAAAGAAUUUUAACAGGGUGUAACUUGGAGCACCAUGUGUAUCUUGUUCAGCGAUUCAGAACGGUACCUUCCAACUUCCCACCGCAACGCCCAGCAUUAGACGAGAGUUCAAAGCAGUCACGGCAGAAGCCCAAGUGACUGAUAACCACAUGUACUAGCCAUAGUGUAUCAGAGAGGUACAGUCUACAUGAUGCUUUUCAUUUCAUAUGUGGUCAAGCAGAACCGGGGUUGACAGGGUGCACCGUUCC